Messenger RNA from Psilocybe cubensis, 216 nucleotides. RefSeq lists its product as uncharacterized. The coding region runs from base 1 to 216 and encodes 71 amino acids. The record is from RefSeq and is a predicted model, not a curated record. Lineage: Eukaryota; Fungi; Basidiomycota; Agaricomycetes; Agaricales; Agrocybaceae. The transcript is spliced from 2 exons.
AUGGAAGCUGGUAUAUCCGAUGAAGAUUACAUGAAGAUCGAUGACUCCAACUCCAACACUGGAGAGCUGGAGCGACCGGACACGCCUAUAGUAGAUAACCAUCUUACUAGAGGGGAAUAUCCACCGAUUUUGCUGGAUGGUAAAGAAGUGGAAGAGCAGGCCCCAUCCAAUGGUUCAGAUCCUGGCAGAGAAGAUGCUGUCAGUAUUGUUGUAUGA